AUGGGCCCGGAAUAUCAACUGGCGCAGUUCUCUUAUAUAGAGAAUCGGGACUGUUUCCAGUACGAGAAGCCAUACCAGAUCCUGUCCCAUAUACGAGACAACCAGUCGAAGGCAAAUUUAUCUUGGGAGAGACCUGCUAAGGAGAAAGUUAUCAACAUUCGCGGAAACGAGUCGAAUUUUGGGCUUGAUAAGCAUGGUUUCUGUUUUCGUACUGCUCCCACCACGUUCAAGGACUGGGAUGUUGCUAGACAGGUCGAGACAUACCAUAUACCUGAAGUGAAGCGGCUGAUCAAGGAGAUGGUUGAGGGUGUUGACGAGGUUGAGGUAUUUGAUUGGAGACGUCGGUCUACAACAUGGCGAGCUCCUGUCAAUCAGGCAGUUGAUAUGAAUAACCCCACCCAUGCGCUCGUCCCAGCACAGCAAGUUCAUCUUGAUCAGAGCCCCUACGCUACCGUGAAACGGGUGAGAAUGCUGAGGGGCAGCCGAGCAGAUCAGUUACUGAAAGGCCGCAUAAGGGUAAUCAACCUUUGGCGACCAUUGGAUGUCGUCAAAAAUUGGCCACUUGCUCUAGGUGAUGGUCGGACAAUGGGUCUUAGUGACCUUGUGGCAGUUGAUCUGGUCCGAAAGGACUAUGUAGGCGAGACAAUGUACCAGAAGUACCGGCCGGGAUUUCGCUGGUAUUAUCUUCAUCAUCAAACACCCGACGAAAUAUGCCUAUUCAAAAAUUUCGACUCUGAAAAGGAUGUUGAAUCUACCAGUAUGUUUAGUUACCAGCUUGUCCUUGACCCUGCUAAUAGUUCGCCCAAGUAUGCCCUCAUAGUUCCUUCGCCCAACCUGAUGCACCGUGCCAGUCUACAAACAGGGAGAGUGUGGAGUUCAGAGCUCUGGUAUUCACAUAUCCCCAAGGAAUGA
Aspergillus pseudotamarii is the source of this 912-nucleotide messenger RNA. RefSeq lists its product as uncharacterized. Gene Ontology annotation, molecular function: oxidoreductase activity. The record is from RefSeq and is a predicted model, not a curated record. The coding region runs from base 1 to 912 and encodes 303 amino acids. The transcript has 4 exons. Lineage: Eukaryota; Fungi; Ascomycota; Eurotiomycetes; Eurotiales; Aspergillaceae.